Aspergillus clavatus NRRL 1 is the source of this 174-nucleotide messenger RNA. Its product is annotated as mitochondrial 37S ribosomal protein uS13m. Gene Ontology annotation, molecular function: RNA binding; structural constituent of ribosome. Gene Ontology annotation, biological process: translation. The record is from RefSeq and is a predicted model, not a curated record. The coding region runs from base 1 to 174 and encodes 57 amino acids. The transcript has 2 exons. Gene Ontology annotation, cellular component: ribosome. NCBI's taxonomy places the organism in Eukaryota, Fungi, Ascomycota, Eurotiomycetes, Eurotiales, Aspergillaceae.
AUGAAAAUUGAAAACGACCUCCGCAGACAGGUACUGGAUGAUAUCAAGCGGCUGAAGGAGACGGGUUCCUAUCGUGGUAGGCGCCAUGCAUUGGGGUUGCCGGUGCGGGGACAGAGAACUAGGACACAGAUCUCAACUGCUGUCAAGCUCAACCGCAUGGAGAGAAGACUGUAA